AUGCUGCGAUGGGCCACAAGGCCAAGUGCCAGCGUUCUGCUGUCUUCUGGCCGACUUCAGCCGUUCCAACCUACACCGAGAUCAUAUCCGUCAAGGGCCGAGAUUCGUGAACCUGAUUGUACUGCGGCGCGGGAAUGGUUCAAGGAUUUCAACGCCCUAAAAUCAUUGCGCGAUAUUGGGGAAUUGACCUACAGUCGGUCCAGCGGUCCUGGCGGACAGAACGUCAAUAAGGUCAAUUCCAAAGCACAAUUGCGCGUUCCCAUCAGCCGCCUCUUCCCCUUGAUUCCUCCUGUCUUGCACGAAGGUAUCCUCGCUUCACGAUACUACGCGCAGAGUUCGUCUAGCCUUGUGAUACAGGCGGAUGACAGUCGAAAACAGCAAGCCAACAAGGAGACAUGCGUUCGCAAGCUCGUCCAGGAAAUUGUUGAUAUAUACAACCGUACGAUACCGGGAGAAACAUCAGCGGAUCAAAAGGACAAGGUCAAGAGGCUUCAAACAGCAGAGAACGAAUCGAGAUUAAAGAGAAAGAAGCUGCAUUCAAGCAAGAAGCAGUCAAGGUCAAAGAGUAAUAUGGAUUGA
Capronia epimyces CBS 606.96 is the source of this 579-nucleotide messenger RNA. RefSeq lists its product as uncharacterized. Gene Ontology annotation, molecular function: translation release factor activity. Gene Ontology annotation, biological process: mitochondrial translational termination. The coding region runs from base 1 to 579 and encodes 192 amino acids. NCBI's taxonomy places the organism in Eukaryota, Fungi, Ascomycota, Eurotiomycetes, Chaetothyriales, Herpotrichiellaceae. The record is from RefSeq and is a predicted model, not a curated record. The transcript has 2 exons. Gene Ontology annotation, cellular component: mitochondrial large ribosomal subunit.